This is a messenger RNA of Scylla paramamosain (green mud crab), 933 nucleotides long. RefSeq lists its product as uncharacterized. Gene Ontology annotation, cellular component: extracellular matrix. The transcript is spliced from 3 exons. NCBI's taxonomy places the organism in Eukaryota, Metazoa, Arthropoda, Malacostraca, Decapoda, Portunidae. The coding region runs from base 32 to 796 and encodes 254 amino acids. The record is from RefSeq and is a predicted model, not a curated record.
UGCGUGGGAGGGUGCGGGAGGGUGCGGGUGGAUGUGGGAGGGGCUGGUGAGGUUGUGGGAGGGUCCGGUGCAGUAUAUAACAUGUCAGAUUGAACAUGGAGGUAUCAGUUCCGUCACACACUCCGCCAUGGCAGCUAAGGUCGCACUCCUUCUUUCCCUUGUGGCUGUGGCCGCCGCACGCCCCUCCACAACCUACGGCGACCCUACCCCAUCCUACCACGCCCCUGCCCAUCCUACCCCAUCCUACCACGCCCCUGCCCAUCCUACCCCAUCCUACCACGCCCCUGCCCAUCCUACCCCAUCCUAUCACGCCCCUGCCCAUCCUACCCCAUCCUACCACGCCCCUGCCCAUCCCUCACCUUCUUACCACGCCCCAGCCCCCUCCUACCACUCCGCCGAGCAGUACCCUGAUGUCCCACCCCAGUACAGCAGCAACUACGCCGUGAAGGACGAUUACUCCGGCAACGACUUCGCCGCCACGGAGACUCGCGACGGUUACAACACCCAGGGCUCCUACCAAGUGCUGCUCCCCGACGGCCGCUUGCAGACCGUUACUUACUACGUGGACGGUGACUCAGGCUUCGUGGCCGAGGUGUCUUAUGAAGGAGAAGCUCAGUACCCCGAGACUUACGGCCACGCUCCCGCUCCUUCCUACGGCCACGCCCCCGCUCCUUCCUAUGGCCACGCCCCCGCUCCUUCCUAUGGCCACUCCCCCGCUCCCUCCUAUGGCCACUCUCCAGCCCCAUCCUACACUCCUGCCCCCGCCUACUCCCCCGCCCCUUCCUACCACGCGUAAUGUCCUAAUUUAGUGACCAGUUUUUCUCCAGUGCCUUACCCAGAUUUCCCCCCGACUCUCUUGCCUACCUGCCAUGUACAUAUUCCUGUAUUUAAUUGAUUGAAGACGAGCCGCAAAUAUAUAAACUGGAUCCAUGA